AUGGUUAAGAAAAAUCAAAAAACACAGACCUACGGAGAAGUGAACCAAUUAGGAGGUGUGUUCGUCAACGGCCGACCGUUACCCAAUGCUAUAAGGCUGCGGAUCGUGGAGUUGGCACAGCUAGGCGUGCGACCGUGUGAUAUAAGCCGCCAGCUUCGUGUGUCCCACGGCUGCGUCUCCAAGAUACUUGCCCGCUACCACGAGACAGGUUCUAUUCUCCCUGGUGCUAUCGGAGGGAGCAAGCCACGAGUAACAACACCGAAGGUCGUGGCAUAUAUCAAAGACCUUAAGCAAAAAGAUCCAGGCAUCUUUGCCUGGGAGAUACGUGACCGACUGUUAGCGGAUGGAAUCUGUGACAAGUACAACGUGCCUUCAGUGAGUAGCAUCAGCAGAAUUCUCCGGAACAAAAUUGGCUCAGCGGUGCAUCACUUAAACGGACAUUAUCACCCGUACGACAGUUCAAAAGACCAUCGACAUAUCUACAGUGCCAUCUAUCCGUAUCCCUGUGCUGCAGGGCCACCACCACAACCAGCUGCUCCCUUGUCCCAGUCUGCUAUGAGCAUGACGUCAGGAAAACUCAUUAACCACAACUCUAAUAUCCCAACUGUUACCCCAUCUUUCAGAGGAUGGCCUACGUCCCAUGCAGUAUCUGACCUUCUCAGCCAUUCUAUGACUUUCCGUCCACCUCCCCAAUCAGUGUCCAUGCCAUUAAGUGGCCAGCUGUCUGCUGACCCUGCUCAAAACUACAACUAUUAUAUGUACCUGCAAAAUCAUCAGAACAGUGUCACUGCAAACACUCUCUCUCCUAUCAUGCACGGCGUAGUCACUCCGAAUCUAUGUCCUACUUCUCAUUCAGCUGCCAUAUGACUUUCGCCCACCAGAUAAAAUGAAGAAUCGCAACACUAGUCUUCGUGGUUCAUAACUUUAAUCAAAACUUUUAAAA
Messenger RNA from Limulus polyphemus (Atlantic horseshoe crab), 943 nucleotides. Its product is annotated as paired box protein Pax-1-like. The record is from RefSeq and is a predicted model, not a curated record. The transcript is spliced from 2 exons. Gene Ontology annotation, molecular function: DNA-binding transcription factor activity, RNA polymerase II-specific; RNA polymerase II cis-regulatory region sequence-specific DNA binding. NCBI's taxonomy places the organism in Eukaryota, Metazoa, Arthropoda, Merostomata, Xiphosura, Limulidae. The coding region runs from base 1 to 867 and encodes 288 amino acids. Gene Ontology annotation, biological process: regulation of transcription by RNA polymerase II; anatomical structure development.